AAAAUCAGAAGUACACCAAUAAAAUGAAAAUCUCAGAGAAUGCAUUAACUACUCCACUGAAGCCAUCAGAAUGGAUUUUAGUUGUUGCUUUUGGGUUGAUAUUUUUAACAGGUGUUGUUGGAAACGCAUUUGUUAUAUACGUAUUUGGUUACAAAAGAAAGUCAAAACCUCGGGUAACGGCUGAUUGGCUAAUUCUAUAUUUAGGCUUUGCUGACUUUUUAUCAUCUUGUUUAAAUCCACCAUUGUAUAUGUAUUAUACAUUUACUCGAUAUCAAGUUUGGCACUUUGGCAUACAUAGUUGCAAGAUUCUACCUGCCUUAGGUUCAAUAAUGUCUUCAAUAUCAAUUGUAGUGCUGUUAAUUUUUGCAAUUGAUCGGUACCUAGCAAUAAUAUCUCCCUUAAUGGGUUCUACUUUAUCUUGGAAAACUAUAACAACAGCCUUUACAGGGGGUAUAGUUUUGUCAAUAUGCAUGCAUUUAAAUUAUAUUUUAUCGUUAGAGGUAAUUCCAAACAAUGAUUACAUUACUUGUCAAGUAUCCAAUGUUAAAAACUAUUCUUAUGCAAUACCCACCUGUUUAACGAUUUUUUUUCGUUUUGUGUUUUGUGUUUUAAUUUUUAGCUUUACAACUGUACAAAUCAUGCUAACUCUUAAAAGGUGUCGAGAAAAGUCGUUUUCAAGUGAGCAACGACAAAGAUUUCAUAAGAAGUCUAAAAAAACUUUGUAUGUUUUGCUGUUAAUGAAUUUAGUUUUCUUUUUUCUUGUUUUUCCUAAAGAGGUUCUUGUUUUAAUUCAUACGUUGUCUUGGAUUGUUAAAAAAGAAGGUAUUUAUCGGUCGCCGAUGCUGCUUGAGUUGAAUGCAUGGUUAAAACUUCUUCACACAGCAAACAGCUGCGCAAAUGUAUUUAUUUACUCACAAAUGCACAACAUCUAUCGCAAAGAAAUCACGCAACUUUUCUUAAAAUUUUUUUGUCACGACACAUUACUGAAGCUAUCUAGACAAAAAUGUUUUAUUAAGCAAAGUAUUUAUGAGCUAUCGCAUAACUCUCUCAGUCUCCAGUUACAACAAUUUCGAGAAAGUAAAGUAAGAAAGUCUUCAAUGAAAGUUUUUUUCGUUUCAAAAAAAGUUGAAAACUAUGUUAGUUUUUCAAAAUAGCUUAAAUUAUGGUCUCUUUGUUAUAU
Molecule: messenger RNA, 1180 nt
Organism: Hydra vulgaris (swiftwater hydra)
Lineage: Eukaryota; Metazoa; Cnidaria; Hydrozoa; Anthoathecata; Hydridae
Product: C5a anaphylatoxin chemotactic receptor 1
Biological process (GO): G protein-coupled receptor signaling pathway
Cellular component (GO): plasma membrane
Molecular function (GO): G protein-coupled receptor activity
Source: RefSeq, a predicted model, not a curated record